AUGUCUGUGCAGCUGCCCCUCUCCUCCCACUUUGGAGAAUGCCCAGUCCAGCUUCACCCUUCUUCACUGGUGGUGAGAUAUGGAGGUUCAGCAUCAGCAAACUGCACCGUGUCUGAAGGUCACCUGGGGGUCGGCUGGGAGGCUUCACAAGGAUCUGUAGAUAUGGUACAAGAUGUCCAGCUUAUUACCUGGAGAGUGGAGAACCUGACAAAAUGGCAUAUUGAACCAAAGUGCUUUGUGAACUUCAUGAAUGGUACAGACUUUGACCAGUGUAUAGAAGCGCUCCAAGUCACUCUCUACAAGACUCCAGACAGUGUGUCCAUCAGCUCUGUGGAUCACACCGGCCCGAUGGUGGAGGGGAGACAGUACCAGCUCCAGUGUGAGGUCCAGAACAUCGCUCCUGUUCAGAGCCUCACUGUGAAGUGGUACAGAGGGGAGAUAUUAGAGAGUGAAAGCUCUUUUAACAACAGCAGUAAGACACCUAUGAAUGUGUCCUCUACCCUCACAAUCACGCCCAGCAGAGCUGACGAUGGAGCUCAGUACAGCUGUGUGGCAGAGCUGGAACUGGGACCUGAAGGACCACAACCCCCCCCUGAAGUGAAGUCUGAGCCCCUCAAAAUCACUGUGCACUAUGGUCCUAGUAUUGAAACCAUACCUUCUCCCCACCCUGUGAUCAGAGGAUACUCCGUGGAGCUGAUCUGCAAUGCCAGUGGUCACCCACCCCCGGAGGUUGAGUGGUGGAGGGAUGGGCAGGCUGUGGGUGAGGAGGGAGGCAAGCUCGUUAUCUCCAAUGCAAAAGAGGAGCACGCAGGAGAGUACACCUGCGUAGCCCGAAACUCUGCUUGGAACACUAGUGCAGUGGUGCAGGUGGAGCUGAAAGAGAACUACCUCCCCAUCAUUGCAGGGCUGGUGGCUCUGGUGGUUGUGGUAAUCUCCAUCGUCUUCAUCUUCAUAUACUCCAUCUACUACAAGAACACCAAGAUGGGCCACUACAGCCUGAAGAGCUGCAAGCUGAGCGGUCAGAACGGCAACGUGGCGCAGAACGGCAGGGACAGCAACCUGCCCAUGAAGAAGCUGACGCAGCCCAAUGUGUACGCCUAG
This is a messenger RNA of Megalops cyprinoides (Indo-Pacific tarpon), 1101 nucleotides long. Its product is annotated as hemicentin-2-like. Lineage: Eukaryota; Metazoa; Chordata; Actinopteri; Elopiformes; Megalopidae. Gene Ontology annotation, biological process: cell adhesion. The record is from RefSeq and is a predicted model, not a curated record. Gene Ontology annotation, molecular function: integrin binding. The transcript has 5 exons. Bases 1 to 1101 code for a protein of 366 amino acids.